Molecule: messenger RNA, 9252 nt
Organism: Mus musculus (house mouse)
Lineage: Eukaryota; Metazoa; Chordata; Mammalia; Rodentia; Muridae
Gene: Zfp969
Product: zinc finger protein 969
Exons: 4
Coding region: 102-1559 (485 amino acids)
Source: RefSeq, marked validated
ACAUGGACCUGCCAGUCAGAAGAGGAGGCGGUUCUUCCGGGUCAAGCUUGCAAGCUCCUUUCUGUAACUCAGCAGUCAUGAGAGUUUCUGUGUGAUGUGUUAUGCGUGACUCUACUGGGUGUUGUGAGAGGAGGUUAGUCAAGCUCAGAACUCCAAACAUGGAUUUAGUCACCUAUGAUGACGUGCAUGUGAACUUCACUCAGGAAGAGUGGGCUUUGCUGGAUGCUUCUCAGAAGAGUCUCUACAAAGGUGUGAUGGUAGAGACCUAUAGGAAUCUCACAGCUAUAGGUUACAGUUGGGAAGAACAUACAAUUGAAGACCAUUUCCAAACUUCUAGAAGUCAUGGAAGGCAUGAAAGACGUUCUUCUGCAGAGCAACACUCUGAGUUUAUUCCAUGUGGUAAAGCCUUUGCAUAUCAGAGUCGUAGUCAAAGGCAUGUAAGAAUACACAAUGGAGAGAAACACUAUGAGUGUAACCAAUGUGGUAAAGACUUUGGAACAAGGAGUGUCCUCCAAAGACUUAAACGAACACAUACAGGAGAAAAACCCUAUGAAUGUAACCACUAUGGUAAAGCCUUUGCAGAAAGCAGUACUCUCCAAAUCCAUAAGCGAAAACAUACAGGAGAGAAACCAUAUGAAUGUAACCACUGUGUUAAAGCCUUUGCAAAAAUGAGUAAACUCCAAAUACAUAAACGAAUACAUACAGGAGAGAAACCCUAUGAAUGUAAGCAAUGUGGUAAAGCCUUUACACAAAGCAGUCAUCUCGGAAUCCAUAAGCGAACACAUACAGGAGAGAAACCCUAUGAAUGUAAACAAUGUGGUAAAGCCUUUACACGAAGCAGUACUCUCCAAACCCAUAAGCAAACACAUACAGGAGAGAAACCCUAUGAAUGUAAACAAUGUGAUAAAGCUUUUGUAAGAAGGGGAGAACUCCAAAUCCAUAAGCGAACACAUACAGGAGAGAAACCCUAUGAAUGUAAGCAAUGUGGUAAAGCCUUUGCACAAAGUGGUACUCUCCAAAUCCAUAAGCGAACACAUACUGGAGAGAAACCCUAUGAAUGUAAGCAAUGUGGUAAAGCCUUUGCACAUAGCAGUACUCUCCAAAUCCAUAAGCGAACACAUACAGGAGAGAAACCGUAUGAAUGUAAACAGUGUGAUAAAGCUUUUGUAAAAAGGGGAGAACUCCAAAUCCAUAAGCAAACACAUACAGGAGAGAAACCCUAUGAAUGUAAACAAUGUGGUAAAGCCUUUGCACAAAGUGGUACUCUCCAAGUACAUGAGCGAACACAUACAGGAGAGAAACCCUUUGAAUGUAACCAAUGUGGUAAAGCCUUUGUACAAUGCAUUGCUCUCCGAAUACAUGAACGAACACAUACAGGAGAGAAACCCUAUGAAUGUAAACAAUGUGGUAAAGCCUUUGCACAUAGCAAUACUCUCCAAAUACAUAAGCGAACACAUACAGGAGAGAAACCCUAUGAAUGUAAACAAUGUGGUAAAGCCUUUGCACAUAGCAGUACUCUCCAAAUACAUAAGCAAACACAUACAGGAGAGAAACCAUAAGAAUGUAAACAAUGUGGUAAAGCUUUUAAAAGAAGUGGUGACCUUCUAAUACAUAAGCGAACACAUACAUGAGAGAAACCCUGUGAAUGUAAGCAACGUGGUAAAGUUUUUAUAAGAAGUGUUGACCUUCAAAUACAUAAGCGAAGACAUACAGGAGAUAAACCCUAUGAAUGUAAACAAUGUGGUAAAGCUUUGCAGAAAGCAGUACUCUCCAGAUAUAUAAGCGAACACGUACAGGAGAGAGACCCUAUGAAUGUAACUAGUGUGGUUAAGCCUUUGCAGGAAGCAGUGGUCUCCAAUGUCAUAAAAGAACACAUACAGGAGAAACACCCCAUGAAUGAAACCAAGGUAAUAAACCCUUUGCAGGAAGCAGUGGUCUUGAAUAUCAUCGAAUACAUACAGCUGAAAAACCCUAUGUAUUUAACCAAUGUGGUAAAGCCUUUGCAGGAAGGAGUGACCUCCAAAGACAAAAGAUCAUACAGAAGAGAAAGUCUACGAAGGCAUCUAAUGUUAUAAAGUCUUUGCAGCAAGCAUUGAUCUCCAUGUAUAUAAAUGAACACAUACCAGAGAGGAACCUUUUAAAUGUAACCAACAUGGUAAAGCUUUUUCAAAAACCAAUAGUCUUUACAUACAUAAAAGAAUAUAUACUUGAGAGAAAUGCUUUGACUUUAACCAAUGUGGUUAAACUUUUUCAGAAAGCAGUCAUCAACAAAAUCAUAAAACAACACGUAUAGGAGAGAGAUUUUUGAAUGUUAGCAAUGUGCUUUUACACCUUUUUUCACAAACAGUGGCCUCAAAAUAUAUAAGGAAACACGUACUGGAGAGAAAACCUAUGAAUAUCAGCAAUGUCCUGAAACCCUUCUACAUCACAAUCAUCUUCAAAUCCAUAAAGAACAUGUAGUGGAGAAAAAUCCUCUGAAUAUCACUAAUUAGGUAAAGCAGUUAUAAAGAGUCAUCUCCUAACACAAAAGUAUACACACUGGAUAGAAACCCUAUGAAUAUAAGCAAUGUGGUAAAUGUUUUAUAAGUCACAGUAUUCUCUAAGUAAAUAAAGGAAGACACACUUGAGAGAAACCCUAUGAAAGUUAUUAAAGGUACAAAGCCUUGUACAUUAAAAUCUUCAAAUACAUAAAAGAAGACAUAGAGGUAAGAAACCCUAUGUCUGCAAGCCAUGUGGUAUUGCCUUCACUUGUCAAUCGUAUUCAAUGACACAAAAGAAAUCAUAAUGUAGACAAAAUCCUGUGAGAGUAGUUAAUAUGGUGAAGCUUUUUGAAUAUUUCUAGAGUCUUCACAAUGAAACAAUCCAUACUGCCAAGAAAUUUAGGAAUAUAAUAUGGUGAAACCUUUUCAGAUUCUCAAAUCUUUAUCAUUAUGAAAGAGAAACCCUAUGAAUGCAUUAAAUAUGGGGAAGCCUUUAAACAUUACUAAUUCUUCAUCAUCAUGAAAAUAAUCAUACAAAGGAUUCAAGAGGAUACAGGGGUGUUUCUUACUGUAUUGCUUGAGUUACAGUCCUGACAUCCUUUGGUGAUCAACAGCAAUUUGGAAAGUGUAAGCUGAAGAAACCCUUUCCUCCCCUCUGCUUCUUGCUCAUCAUGUUUGUGAAGGAAUAGAAACCCUGACUAAGACAAAUUGGUAUGAGGAGUGGGUAUUCCUGUGACAACCUGACCAUGUUUUGGGAGGACUGUGGAAGGAUUUUGGAACUUUGGGCCAAAGGACACAUUCAGUUUUCAGAACUCUGUGGGAUGUUGUGUAGGAGCUUGGAAGAUAAUGUUGAGAACAGUGCAGAAGAUGGAGGCCUGGCUUGUGAAAUUUCAGAGGGAAAAUUAAAGACUCUUUUCAGUGCCAUUGCUAUUUUGGAUUGUGAAGAUUCUGGGUUCUAACUAGCUAGGGCUGAAGAAUCAGCUGUGAUUAACAAGAUACCAGAACUACUAGAGUGAAAACUUGGCAUUAUUGGGACUAUUGAUGCUGGUUAGCUGGAGCUGAGAAAUUAGCAGUAAUUAAGAAGAGACCAGCAUCAUUGGGCUGACAUCUUCUCGGAAGUGUUUGCCGAGAGCACAGAGGCUGUGUUCCAGAGAUAGCCAAGGUUUACCUUGUGCUAUGGCUGGACUUGGUAACGUGUAAGAGUUACCCAGGUGGUACUGGUUUUGCUGGCAUGAAGGGAUCAGACAGAGCAGCUGAGGCUCAGCACUAUGAGAGGCCAUGGAAGGCCAUUGGUGAAGGUGCAGCCUCAGAUGCAAUUGAUGACCCAGGACUGUGGUGUCAUGCAGUGUUUGGAGAAGCCAGGACCAUGAAUGACCAAGAACAGCAGCAGCAGUAAAGUAUAGGCAUCUGGAGUCUAGAGGACAAGCUGUGUGCUACAAAGGACAGGGCUAGAGAAGUGACCCAAGCCCUUGGAGGAGCCCAGAAGAUCAUGAGUUGGAUCCCAGACGUUGGACAGUUGGAAUUUAAUUUUUCUUUUGAUUGUGACUGUGCCCUCAUAUUUUUCCCUUUGAAGGAAGAAAAUAUUUUAGUGGAUUCCACAGUUAAGAGACUUUUAAUUGUAAAAGAGUUUGGAUUUUAAAGGAUAUUGAAUAUUUUAAAAGGAUUGAACUUUUAAUAUGUAAAGACUAUGGGACUGUGAUGGUUUGUAUAUCCUUGGACCAGGGAGUGGCACCAUCUGAAGGUGUGACCUUGGUGCAAUAGGUGUGACCUGGUUGGAAUGGGUGUGUCACUGCGGGUGUGGGUAUAAGAUCCUCACCCUAGUUGCCUGGAUGUCAGUCUUCCACUAGCAGUCUUUGGAUGAAGGCAUAGAACUCUCAGCUCCUCCUGUGCCAUGCCUGCCUGGAUACUGCCAUGCUCCCACCUUGAAAAUGGACUGAACCUCUAAACCUGUAAGCAAGCCCCAAUUAAAUGUUUUUUGUAAGACUUGCCUUGGUCAUGGUAUCUGUUCACAGCAGUAAAACCCUAACUAAGACAGAAGUUGGUACCAGGAGUGGGGUAAUGCUGUGAUAGGCCUGACCAUGCUUUUAUUUGAAAGAAUGUGGAUUUUGGACUUUGGAUUUGGGAAGCAGUGGAAUGCUUUAAAUGGAGCUUAAUGGGUCAUCCUAGUAGGAAGAUGGAAGACUUUGUUGCUGGGAGUGAUUUGAACUGUGUUGACCUGUCCCAACAGAUUUCAAAGGAGAAGAAUUUCAGAAUGUGACAUAAAGGCUGUUUUUGUGGUAUUUUGGUGAAGAAUGUGGCUACUUUUUACCCUUGUCUGAAAUGUCUGCCUGAGGCUAAGGUGAAGCGACUUGGAUUAAUUGCAUUAAUUGCAUUGACAUAGGAAGUUUCAAAAAAGCCCAGCAGAGACUCUGUUCUCUGGUUAAGUCUCACAAAGAGAAUUUUGAACAAGUAUAGAAAGCUUAGAAAGGCAAAAUUUGAAAUAUAUGGUUUGAGUAUUAAAGGGGUGCCAGGAAGUGAAACGGAGCAAAAUACUGUGUUCUAGGAGAUAAAAGAUUAAGGGAGUGGGACCUUGGGGCAAGAUUCUACCCAGCUUAAUUAGAUCCAGGUAUGGUGGUACACACCUUUAAUCCCAUGAGACAAGCAUGCUGAUCUCUGCAUUCAAGGUCAAUCUACAAAGCAAGACCCAGGAUAGCCAAGCUUAGGCAGUGAAGGAUUUAGAAAACAUAAAGCUAGUGAUAAUGUAAUAGUACAAGGGGAUCAUGUUCUAGUUCCUGUAAGCAGCAGAUCUCGGCAGCUUCAGCCAUGUGGCACUGACUCUAGAGUUAAGAAUGGAAGGAACUACUGGGAAAAUUGAUGCUGGUUAGCUGGAGCUAAGGAAUUAGUGAUGAUUAAGAAGAGGCCAGCAUCGUUGAGGUGAAAUCUUCUGGAAAUUGUUUUCUGGGAGCACAAAGAAGCUGUGUUCCUAAGAUACCCAAGAUUGUACCUCAUGCUGCGGCUGGACUUGGUAAUGUGUAAGAGUCACUCAGGUGGUACUGCUUGUGAAGGAAUGAAGGGAUCAUGGAGAGAAGCUGAGGCUUAGCACUGUGAGAGGCCAAGGAAGGACACUGGAGAAGGUGAAGCCUCAGCUGUAGUUGAUGGCCCAGGACUGAAGGGGUCAUGCAAAGGAUUUGAGGCUUGGCACCCUGAAGAUAGCCUAUGAGAGGCUAUUGGUGAAGCCUAGUUGGAGUGGAACACCACAGUGUAUUGAAGAUGUCAGUACCAUGGGAUGAUCAUCAAGAACAGCAGCUGUAGUGGAGUGGAUCAACCUGAGCAUAGAGUGCUACAGAGACAGAGAUGGAGAAGUGAUGCCAGCCCUUAGGAGGAGUCCAAAAGAUCAAGUGGAAUCCCAGACACUGAAAGAAGAAGCUGUAACAUUGAAAUUGCCUUGGAGACUCAGAGAUGUUAAAGAUGCCAGAGCCAUGGGAUAUAUGCUGAGGAAAGCUGCUAACAGGGAGUGGAACCAGCCCAGGAGAAAGCAGUUUGUUGCAGUCAACAAAGAUGAAAAAGGAGUGGAGAUCUGAAGACCACUUUGACAUCAGCCAUGGAGAUGCAGAGUUUGGAGUUUGCCCAGAUGGUUUCCUGCCUUAAUUUGGGGAUUACAGAUAAGUUGAAUGAAUCUCAGAAAAGACCUUGAACUUUGGACUUUUAACAUUGUUGCAACUGCUAUAGACUAUGAGGACUUUGAAAGUUAGAUUAAAUGCAUUUUACAUUAUGCUAUGUUUAAGUAUGGCCCCCAUAGACUCAUGUUUUUGAACAAGUCUAUGGGGACCAGGGAGUGGAAUGUAAUGGUUUGUAUAUCCUUGGACCAGGGAGUGGCACCAUCUGAAGGUGUGGCCUUGUUGCAAUAGGUGUGACCUGGUUGGAAUGGGUUUGUCAUUGUGGGUGUGGGUAUAAGAUCCUCACCCUAGUUGCCUGGAAGUCAGUCUUCAACUAGCAGCCUUUGGAUGAAGACAUAGAACUCUCAGCUCCUCCUGCUCCAUGCCUGCCUGGAUACUGCCAUGCUCCCACAUUGAUAAUGGACGGAACCUCUGAACCUGUAAGCCAGCCCCAAUUAAAUGUUGUUUUUUAUAAGACUUGCCUUGGUCAUGGUAUCUGUUCACCGCAGUAAAACCCUAACUAAGACAGGGACAUUUAAAGUUGUUUAGAUCUUGGGGAUGAAUAAACUAAGGGUUGAGGCUUACUAGUGAUGUAUUUGUGUGUCAAGUUGACAAGGGGUCAAUUGUACUGACAAGUUUGGUGUCAACUUGACACAAGCUGGAGUUAUCACAAAGAAAGGAGCUUCAGUUGGGGAAAUGCCUCCAUGUGAUCCAGCUGUAAGGCAUUUUCUCUCCCCCCCCCCCCCUUUGAUUUUUUGAGACAGGGUUUCUCUGUGUAGUGCUUGCUAUCCUGGAACUCACUUUGUAGUCCAGGCUUACCUCAAACUCAGAAAUCCACCUGCCUCUGCUUCCUGAGUGCUGGGAUUAAAGGUGUGUGCCCCCACACCAAGCUCUUUCUUUUUUGGAGGACAGCCAUUUUCUCAAUUAGUGAUCAAGGGGGAAAGGCUGCUUGUGGGUGGGACCAUCUCUGGGCUGGUAGACUUGGGUUCUAUAAGAGAGCAGGCUGAGCAAGCCAGGGGAAGCAAGCCAGUAAAUAAACAUCCCUCCAUGGCCUCUACUUAAGCUCCUGCUUCCUGACCUGCUUGAGUUCCUGUCCUGACUUCCAUUGUGAUGAACAGCAGUAUGAAAGUGUAAGCUGAAUAAAUUCUUUCCUCCCCAACUUGCUUCUUGGUCAUGAUGUUUGUGCAGGAAUAGAAACUCUGAAUAAGAUAAGGGGUAGAAGGUGUGGAUUGUAUUAAAAAAAAGAGUAAACAAUAAAAGAAAGAAACAUAUAUAUAUAUAUAUAUAUAUAUAUAUAUAUAUAUAUAUAUAUAUAUGUAUAUGUAUGGGAGGGACAGGCAGAAACAUUCCUUCAAAAUUAUAGCUUUGUAAGACCCCCUUUCAGGGACUGCUGCUCUAGUCUGGGGAGAGAGAGUGCACCCAAAGAAACACAAGAAUCUUCCUUACUGUAAACACAUGCGGUAGGUUAAUGACAGAGCUCCAUGUCAAAAACGAAUCUCACACAGGAGACACUAGAUUCGACCACGAGGCUCGAAAGCUAGGGGUUUUUUAUGGGGUAAAGGGCUUAGGGGUGGGGAACUCAGCAUCGUGACACACUAUUGGCUUAUUCAAACAUCAGCAAAAGAAUACGUGCAGGUCAGGGUUCUGUGAGUUGUUGACUCAGUUCAGAUAGCCCUGUUAUGUCCUCAUAUUGCUCUUUAUCUUUUUGGUCAAGCUGUUCCCAGGAAUGCCCUGGUUUGUUUUUCUUUGUUCUCAUCCCCAGGAGCCUCUAAGCUUACAAACAACCAGCAAUUUCUGAGUACUUUAUAUGACUUACAGGUCUUGAAAUUUCAUCUUUCUUUCAGCUUCAUUUUCACACCAAUCAGGAUUUAAGGACAGGGGCUUAUGUAGUUUACUGGAUCAACUGUUAUAGAAUAUAGGUAUUAUAGUUUAAACAAUCAUUUGGAUUUCUUCUUUGGUGGUAAAGAACAGGUGUUAUGUUUUGAGAAGCACACUAUGAAAAGCAGAAAGCUUUGUUAGAGACAGUCAUGUUUUCAAAAACAAAAUAUGAGUAAAGUUAGGUUGGAUCUCCACAAUACCUGAUGCCUGGAAACUUGAACGUAGUUUCACCAUAUGAGUAAAUGGAGGGUAAUAACCAAAAGGCAAUACUUAGGGCCUGGUGCUUGGAUUUGCCUUGUUUUUCUGUUUAUUCCCAAUUGUUUAUUGGUUCUCAUGCUACUCAUGUUAAAUUGUUCCCAAAUUUCAUGAUAAUCUUGCAUUUGAGACACUGAGAUUCCCUGCCCCAAGCUGAUUAUAACUGGGAAAGUAAAGUGCCAGCAGCCAAUGGCUAGGGAGGAGACACAGGCAGGAUUUUUGGAUUCAUGACAAGGGGAACAAAGAGGAUCUCCAUGCCAGUAAAGGAAUUGGAUGCUGGCUUGAGAGAUGGGAAAGACAGAAUACCAGCCACAUAAGAGCUGUGGAAGAGUAGUCCCAGUGUUCCCUCUUCUGAAUGGUUCUGGGGAAGCAGAGAUGGGCUAUAGAUUUUAGUAAUUCAGGACUGCCAUAGAGGAGCUAUUAGCAAUGUGGAUGAUUGGGAGUGUCCCAUCUAAUGAGCUGAUUUGGCAUAUUAAAUUAAGCUUUUUUUCUUUCAUUUCAGACUCCAAAGUAUUUGCAAGCUGAGCUAGGAACUUACACAGGUGGCAUCCUAUAGUAGAGCAGAGUAACAACUGAGUCUACAGAAGGCAUCACACCUAUAGGCUGAAACGCAGUAUUCAAAACUUACUGGAGAUUCUCGAAUGAAAAACCAAUGUUAAGAUGUGAAAUUAAGGGAUGGGGAAAAUUGGAUUCUUAGUGGAGUUGCUGGUUUUGCUGAGCCAUCUAGUUCCUCACCAAGUUGUGCAAGUUCACAACUAAAACAAAAGUUGAGCUGAAUUGGUUUGCAUAAUUCUUGGGUUCAUGGAAUGUGCUGGGACUCACCAAAAUCCUCCAUGUUGAUCCGGACAUCCUUGUUGGUCUGGAUUUACCAUGGGCCCUUCUCAAAGAUUUCUAUCUGUCUCAAAUAGUUUGAGCUUGUAGGUGCAGUACAGACAGACAGGUAGCUCAGAAAGAAGAGAUAGAGGUCGAUAGUAGAAGCUGCCCAGAGCUAUAAUCAGAAAAAA